AUGUCUAGACCAUUCAAACCACUAGAGAAGAAGACUCCAAAGCAAAAGCAAAAAGAGGAGGAAGAAGCUCGGAGAUUGAGAGAUGAAGAAGAGCUCGGACAAGUGUACUCUGAAUUCGUCGCUACUUUUGAUACUUCAAAGACAGGACCCAAGACUUGGGUGAAAGGAAGCACAAUCCAACCAACUCCCUUAUAUCAACCUGAAGAUGUUCAUCAAAUGGCUACUGCUCCUCCUGCUCCAAAGACUCUAUAUCGACCACAACAACGAUUCGUCUCGGCUGCUUCAAAUAUUGUCGAGCCUGCAAAAGAACAAGUUGAGGAAAAGACAAUGGAUGCUCCUCGCUUGGGUAGAAAACGAGAUCUUGAUACCUUUCUUGAAGAGCUGAAGAAGGAACAAGAAGAUAGGGAUGUUAGAUUACGACAUAAGCAUGCUCGACUGUCUGGAGCUGAUGCACCUAUGGCCCUGUAUGCAGCAUUCGAAGACGGUCAAGGUUCGCACGAUACAGGAGACCCGCAUACGACAAAUUUAUACAUUGGUAAUAUCAACCCAAUCACGACCGAAGAAGAUCUAUGUAAACUCUUUGCUGUGUAUGGACCGAUCGCUUCCAUCAAAAUCAUGCAUCCACGAACACAAGUGGAGAUUGAUCGUGGUCGAAAUACUGGAUUUGUGUCAUUCAUGACUCGACAAGACGCUGCUACAGCAUUGAAGGAAUGUGACGGGAGAGAAGUGUCUGGCUUUCAAAUCAAAUUGGGGUGGGGUAAACCUAUACCGUUGCCUGCACAGCCUAUUUAUGUUCACGGAAAGACAACAGGAACCACAAUGAAAACAGGAUUACCAUUCAAUGCCCAGCUACCAUCAGCAUCAAAAGUAUUCGCAUCGGGAACGACAAUGACCCAAAACAAACGUCCCGAAGUCAGAGUCUCUCGCCCCAAUGAUGAUGAGAUUGUUAUGCUUAUCCAUCGUAUGGUUGAACGAGUGAUUAAACAUGGUCCCAUGUUUGAAGCCAUGAUUAUGGAUCGGGAAUUGCAAAAUCCAAAGUUUGCAUUCUUGUUUCAGAAUGAUAGCGCAGAGCAUAUAUACUAUCGCUGGAGACUCUAUUCCAUACUUCAAGGAGAUGCCAAGAACGUGUGGCCAACCGAGACCUUCCAAAUGUUUGAUGAAGGGCCUGUUUGGACACCUCCUGAGAUUCCCUUUGAUGAUUCGGCUAUCGACUUGGAUGAUUUGUCUGAUGAAUCAGAUGCUUCAGAGGGUCGCGAUGGUGUCAAAAGACGUAAACCCGUCCCAGGCAUAGCCAAGGGAACACUAUCACGCACCCAUAGAGUCCGUCUAGAAGCUCAUUUACGUCGGCUUACAUUCGAACGAGGCACGAUAGCUAGAGCCAUGGUGUUUUGUAUAGAUCAUGCAGAUGCAGCAGAUGAGAUUGCCGAUAUAAUAGUAAGCUCUCUUGUCAUCCCAGCCACACCAGUCUUCCCAAACAAGAUUGCUCGACUAUAUCUCGUAUCGGAUGUCUUACAUAAUUCAGGAACCCCAUUACCGAAUGUAUGGAAGUUUAGAAAUGCAUUCGAGACUCGCCUAGCACCCGUAUUUGAGCAUCUAGCUAGUGUUUGGCAAACCAUAUCGGCACGGUUACGAGCUGAACAGAUGCGUCGAGCCGUUAUAAGUAUCUUGGGAGUAUGGGAAACCUGGCUUAUAUUCUCUAGUGACUAUAUACAGAGUCUAAAGGCCAAAUUCAGUGAAUCUAGUAGCAAAGCUUCCGUUGAAGACAGUCUUGCUGAGAGACUUCAACAGCAACGGGAAUCUCAUACUGGUGCUUAUGGAUUGGAUGAGAGUGUUGAUGAUUAUGGUGUGCUUGGUGGUAGUAAACAGCCUGCGAUCUCUCAUGCUUACGGUGCAUUUGCUCCUGUUGAGGGUGGAGAUGAUGAGGAUGUUGAUGGUAUUCCGAUGGAUAUGGCUAGCGGUACCAAUACGUCGGGUGCUCUCAAUAACUUUAAGCCUGUUGGAGAGGACGAUGAUGAUGAGGAUGUUGAUGGAGUGCCGUUUGUUGCGAUCAAAUGA
This is a messenger RNA of Synchytrium microbalum, 2055 nucleotides long. RefSeq lists its product as uncharacterized. The coding region runs from base 1 to 2055 and encodes 684 amino acids. Gene Ontology annotation, biological process: RNA processing. The transcript is spliced from 9 exons. Gene Ontology annotation, cellular component: nucleus. The record is from RefSeq and is a predicted model, not a curated record. Gene Ontology annotation, molecular function: RNA binding. Lineage: Eukaryota; Fungi; Chytridiomycota; Chytridiomycetes; Synchytriales; Synchytriaceae.